UUUUUUUUUUUUAAUAGUUAAGCUACAUGGAACUAAUGAACAUUUACUAGAUCCAUUUUGACAUCAUGUUGGAUUUAAGAAAAAUUCAUUUAGUAUUUCAUGUACCUGAAGGCUUAGAAUUUAUUGCAGUCAAAGAUAUUCAAACGUCAUUACAUGAUGACACCAUUAUUCAACAACCCAAGUUUUAUUUUGAUGCCAAGUCAGGCAAGGUACACAUGUUUUGCAAAGUAGAGAGUAUAGAUAAAGCAAAACAUUAUCUCCAAACUGUACCACUCUUGAGUAUUUACAGCAUGACCUUAAUAGCAUCUGCCUCUGUGAUACCCACUCAUUUAUUUACUGAUAAUAAAGAAACAACAGAGCACGGUGUUUGUAACUUGAUUGUAGAACAAACUAAAAAGACAUCAUGGGAUCUUAUUCUUCAAGAUAAAAGAAGAAGAGAUAAAGAGGAUGAAGCAACGAUAUCGUUCAGAGCUACUUUUAAAAAGGAGCAAGUCAAACAUCCAUCACUUCCAAGUAGUCAAGAGAUAGCAGGUUAUAUCGGUUUUGCUUUUCAUGAACUCUUUAAGGAUUGGAAAGUGAAAAUGACAGAUUAUACAUAUGAAAUAUUUUCCUUUUGGUUUCAAACCCCUAAUAAUGACUUGCGAAAGGAAUGUUGUUGUUUUGAUGAUGAUAAUGAUGAAUCGAUCAUCUUAUUACUCGGUGUAACGAUACCCAUUCAAGAAGAUCAAAGACAAAGAAAUAGAGUAUUUGUUGGAAGAACGAGUUUAAAUCCUUGUAUAGCAUAUUGUUUAGCCUUAUGUUCAGACCCUAAACCUGGUCAAGUUAUAUUAGAUAUGUGUUGUGGCACAGGCACUAUUCCUAUUGAAGGUGCCUCAAAAUUUAAAAAUGUGUUUUGGUUAGGAAGUGAAGUCAAAGUAAAGACAUUAGAAGAAAGAGCGCUAGGAAAUGUAAAUCAUUGUAAUUUAAAGAAUAUAGAUCUCAUGUUGGGCGAUGGUAGAAAGUUCUGUUUUAGAGAUCAUUCUAUUGACACCAUUGUCUCAGAUUGGCCAUGGGGACUAAGAGAAAAUUCAUUUAAUCAAAUUCAAGGACUUUAUCCAAAAUUUAUGAAGCAAAUGUGGAGAGUAUUAAGAUUAGAAGGAAAAGCUUAUAUUGUAACUCAGGGACGAAAAUUGAUGAAUAGAGUGUUAGCCUAUGAUUGGUGUCAAAAACUAUGGGAUGUAAAUGAAAUUAUUCCUAUUGGAAUUGGUGGCUAUGAUGUAUAUCUCUAUAUUUUGUCUAGAAAGCAAUAAAUAUAUUAUUACGUAAUAUAUACAUAUAUUUAUAUACAAAUUUAUAUAAUAGAGAGUGAGAGAGAGUCAAUUAGACUUACAAUUGGAUCAAUAAUUAUUUCUACUUUUUUAUACGAAAUGACUCACAC
Molecule: messenger RNA, 1417 nt
Organism: Cokeromyces recurvatus
Lineage: Eukaryota; Fungi; Mucoromycota; Mucoromycetes; Mucorales; Mucoraceae
Product: putative RNA methylase family UPF0020-domain-containing protein
Exons: 7
Coding region: 66-1289 (407 amino acids)
Biological process (GO): tRNA methylation
Molecular function (GO): tRNA (guanine) methyltransferase activity
Source: RefSeq, a predicted model, not a curated record